AUGAAGCACACCAAAUUACCAGACGGCCACGGAAGUCUCUACAAAGAAGUGCGCUUCUCUCCGACCGAAAUACCCGUUCGUCGCACAAAAUCCGUUUCGGCCACUUUUCCUCCUGUCAUUUCAGGCUACGGCCGAACCACGUUUCACGAGUCGGCAUUGGUAGAUUCGUUCGCCAUGGAUACUUCUUACAUCGACCAGUCUCGAGCGCUACUCCAGAGUCAACGGGUGAAUUUCGAAACGGAGAGGGCAUUGUUUGCGCAGGAGCGACGACUGUGGGAAAAGGAGCGGGCGCUAUUGCGAUCGAAAAUUAUCGAGCUGGAGGAGACGGUCAGAAACCAAGGGAACAGAACAAAUCAAUUGGGGCCGGAAUCCGCCAAAUUCGUGCUUCAAUCAUCGCUGUAUAACUCAAAUGGCUUAAGAGCUCAGGUGUGGGAGGGGACGAGUCCAGGAAGUCAGCCAACAAGGGUGUUCGCGGCGCCCGAUUCCCCAGACCAGAGCUAUCUGCCGUCGAUCUCCGAAAGCGGGCGUAAUCCACCGUCCCUUGAUCGGGCCCUUUCUCCUCAGGCGCAACUAGUAGACCCUUCUAGAGCGCCUGUGAGUUUGCCAGUGCCGAUCGAAAAGCUUGACAGCACCCUAGAUGGUAUCACGCUCAAGUCCACGGCUUUGCCACCUGGCGUGGUAGCUCGAGUGAUGACUCCGCCCUCCCCGUCGCCCCUGGUAACAUCCCCUGGAAACGCCCCUACAGUCACUGCAAGGCCCAGUAUGGAACAUCGAAACAGUCUCAAACUGAAGCUGUCCGAGCUCGGCCCGCCCAAUGAGAAUUUGCUCCGCCAUGCAGGUCAUACCCCAAUGGCGAUCAUCGACGGAUUGGAUGAUAGUCGCAAGACCACCAACGAGUGCUCUCCCCUCGAGGUUCCUUCCCAGGCGGAAGAAGAACCUCUUGCGCCCGUGGCAACGCACGUCCAACAACCUUCUGAGAAUAAGAUCUCCUACUUUCCGGACGUGCCAGAUGACCCCGCUCUCAAGGGGCCGCUUGGUCUCAUUAAUGAUGAGGAGCACGAUACUAAUUUUCUGAAUGAACUUGACCAAAAGCUCCUUAGUCAGGCGAAGAACAUACUGGGUGGCUCGGUUGAAUCCGUUGACCCGAAUGAGACAGACCCGGAGUCUGAGUUCGCCAACCAGGACGACAGGGAGCCUGAGUUCAAGUUUAGGAAAUCGAGCAAUUUUGGUUCUGCAUUUGGAAUAUCGAAUUUGGGUCAAAUCUAA
This is a messenger RNA of Penicillium paradoxum, 1266 nucleotides long. RefSeq lists its product as uncharacterized. The transcript has a single exon. The record is from RefSeq and is a predicted model, not a curated record. Bases 1 to 1266 code for a protein of 421 amino acids. Lineage: Eukaryota; Fungi; Ascomycota; Eurotiomycetes; Eurotiales; Aspergillaceae.